Messenger RNA from Paralichthys olivaceus (Japanese flounder), 2628 nucleotides. It is a transcript of the gene syt4, whose product is annotated as synaptotagmin IV. Gene Ontology annotation, biological process: regulation of dopamine secretion; calcium ion-regulated exocytosis of neurotransmitter; vesicle fusion. Gene Ontology annotation, cellular component: axon; synapse; exocytic vesicle. Lineage: Eukaryota; Metazoa; Chordata; Actinopteri; Pleuronectiformes; Paralichthyidae. The record is from RefSeq and is a predicted model, not a curated record. Gene Ontology annotation, molecular function: phosphatidylserine binding; clathrin binding; calcium ion binding.
GAGGAAGAAGAGGGAGCAGGGUGUUGCCGCCUCUGAGACACACUCACGCAUCACAGAGAAACAAGCAGCGCGGUGAGAACAGGGCGUCCCUCCGCUUCUCCUCCUGUUUGUGUUUGAAUCAUUGAAACCUGUUUCAAUUAUUAAACCUCGUCGGAGCUGAAGUGUUUGCGGAGAUAUAUACACACGCACACGCAGAAAGAAACGCGCACAUCGGGAGAGCGACCCCGCCGGAGAGCAGGGAGGGAGCUCAGUGAGGAAGCGGAGCGGUUCAGCACCUCGGACAGCGACCAUGGCUCCAGUGGUGGAGGAGGCGACUCAGCUCGUGGCAGUGCCAGUAGGAGUGGCCAUGGUGAGUGUCUUUGGCCUCGUCUUCACUGUUUCAGCCUUUGCGUGGAUCUGUUGCCAGCGUAAAAACACCAAAUCCCAGAAGACUCCUCCUUACAAGUUUGUGCACAUGCUCAAAGGGGUCGACAUCUACCCAGAGAGCCACAGUGGGAAGAAGAAGUUCGGCACUACUGCCUCCACAACGACCAACGACACAAGUAAAACCGAUGUCAACGGAAACUGCCACACAGUGGCACCAAUGAGUUCAACUGGCACCACUAAACUGGCGUCAAGUCCAAAUGGCUCCAGACCGGCCAUGCAUCUGGAUCUGGAGAAACGGGAUCUGAAUGGUAACUUCACCACCAAACCGUUUCACCACCACCACCAGAAGGUGCGGAGCUCCCCAGACCUGGAGCUGCCGUCUCCACAUGCAGGGUUCACCCAGCCCGGGUCAAUGGACCGCUGUGACAUCCCUUCACCAUCGAGCACCCUCUCCAGCCAGGCGCCCACCCCAGCUGUGGACAAGCCCCACGGGGAGGAGAGGGAGAGUGGGUUGGGAACACUGCACUUCUCCCUGGAGUACCAGCCAGAGAGGAAGGCAUUCAUCGUCCAUAUCAAGGAAGCCCAUGGCCUGACCCCGACUGAUGAACAGUCAAUGACCUCUGACCCCUACAUCAAGCUGACACUGCUGCCAGAGAAAAAGCACCGGGUGAAAACCAGAGUCCUGAGGAAGACUCUGGACCCCGCCUUUGACGAGACCUUCAGCUUCUACGGGAUCCCACUGGCCCGAGUGUCAGAGCUGGCCCUUCACUUCAUGGUGCUCAGCUUUGACAGGUUCUCCCGCGACGAGGUCAUCGGGGAGACCCUCGUCCCUUUGUCCGGGAUCGACCUCUCAGAAGGGCGUGUCCUGAUGAGCCGAGAGAUCAUCAAGAGGAAUGUAAAGAAGUCCUCCGGCCGCGGUGAGUUACUGCUCUCCCUGUGUUACCAGUCCACCACCAACACUCUGACUGUGGUCGUCCUCAAGGCUCGCCACCUGCCGAAGACUGAAAACAACGGACCCACAGAUCCGUACGUCAAGGUGAACAUGUAUCACGGAAAGAAGCGCGUUUGCAAGAAGAAGACCCACGUGAAGAAGUGCUCCCCAAACCCUGUCUUCAAUGAGCUUUUUGUCUUUGACCUGCCCUCCGACGAGGGCCUGAGAGACACCAGCGUGGAGCUGCUGCUGAUGGACUCAGACACAGGCAACUCACGCAGCCCCAAGACCGUCCUAGGGCGCCUGGUGCUGGGCACGUCUGCAGCCGGAACUCCUGGCGAGCACUGGAGGGAGAUCUGUGACCACCCGCGCCGCCAGAUCGCCAAGUGGCACGCCCUGUCGGAGGAUUAGAACACCACGAUCGUGGUGUAGAUACCCUAUCAGGUCCAUCUACGAGAGGGAUGGAAUGAGGAUGUGCAGGACUUGUCUUGCUAGCCAGUACCCAUUGGACUUUCAGAGAGGGCGGGUGGGAAAUAAGGGGGAGGGGAUUUUAAAGCUGUGGAAAGGGUCAUUUAACGUGAUGUCGUCAUUCAAUCAAUCAUUCAGUUGCUUAUCUUUGAAGUUAUUGGGGUUCACUGGGGAAGGCGGGGCAUGACAAGGGGAACCCAAUAGCUUUAAAGGAUCCCAAAGACUUUCACCGAAAAUCACCUGGUAACAUGCAACAUCAUCUCCAUGGCAACAAGCAAUUGUCACGUUAACCAUGUGCAGUGCAGAAUGUCUUAAAUGUCACUAUUACUCUUCUUCUUCUUUUUCUUCCUCUUCUGAUUCUUCUUCUUCUUCUCUUUCUGCUGCUCUUCCUUCCGUACAUAGUAACCUAGUCCAUCGUAUCAAAACCACACCUGACGAUGCUGUAAAAAAUGUUGAUUAUUAAAGUUUAUUUUGUAAUGAUAAUGUUUUCUUCAUAAGGAUGUAGAUUCUUUUUAUUUACGUUUUUUGUUUUGUACUCUUCUGGUUUAUUUGUUGAACAUAUUUUGUAAGUAUAAGUGGUAUUUCAUAGAUCAUUACAGGAAAGCCUAAAUUAGGUGGUUUGAGAAAAGCCCGGGACAGACUAAGUGCAUCGUAACUGUGGACGCAUUUUCUGUGUGUGUUUCGAUAUGAGAUUGAUUGUGCUGAGGCGACAGUGUGAGUGUGUGGGUGUGCGUGUUAGCUCUGGAAACACGAGAGCAACAUAAUGUUUACUGUAGGUGUUUUGUCCCCCUUACUGUGAGCACAAAGACAGCUGAAAUGUAAAUGUAUGUACCUUACUAUAAAAUAUGGCAAGUUCUGAGAAA